Haliotis rufescens (red abalone) is the source of this 5907-nucleotide messenger RNA. Its product is annotated as histone acetyltransferase KAT6B-like. The transcript has 8 exons. Lineage: Eukaryota; Metazoa; Mollusca; Gastropoda; Lepetellida; Haliotidae. Bases 125 to 1606 code for a protein of 493 amino acids. Gene Ontology annotation, biological process: nucleosome assembly. The record is from RefSeq and is a predicted model, not a curated record. Gene Ontology annotation, molecular function: DNA binding; protein binding. Gene Ontology annotation, cellular component: nucleosome.
UGGACGAAAGCGAUGUCCUAGGUCGCAUUUCUCGGUAGGCCCUAACUUUCUUCAAUGCAGGAUUUUGACGUUUACCCGGCUCGUAAGGCAUGACAAGGGUGGUGUUACGGUAGAAGAAACAAGUAUGGCUAACCCGAAAUACCGGGACUGGAUUCUAGAGACGAUUGAUCAGCUGCGGAAGAGAAAAGCUCGGCCGGACCUCGAGCGCAUUUGCCACAUGGUAGAACGAAAACACGGGCUGAGUUCACGAGAGACGGAAGCGCAACUAGAAAAGCUGGUUGACUCAGAAAUAGUGAUAAAAGUAGACUAUAAAGGCAACACGAGCUAUAGAAAUGGGGCCAAAUGGAAGAAGAGUCAUUUAGGAGGGGUUGUUUUGAAUUCCAGCACAGCUAGCAAAAGACUUCACGAUGCGAUCACUGAACUCAGUCAUAGCCAACCCACUCAGAAUCAGGAAACGGAACGGUUCGGGAUAAGUAUACGUGACAUUAAAAACUGGCUGCAAUCGAAUUUUGACGACGAAGUGCCACUGAAAAGUCCAAUUAAUAUUGUGCUUCAGAGGGAAAUUGAUGCAGGAAGGAUUGAAAAAUUACAGAAUGGGAAUUUUUCUUUACCAUCAUCUGGGCAUAAAGUGACGAGGCCUAAAACUUUGGAUGUUAAACAAAUCGCCGGCACUCCGUCAAGGAGAGGACGGCCCCCGAAAAACAAGAACCUUGGCUUUAAAAAGCCUCCGAAGGUGCGGAAGAGUUAUGGGUCUGAGGAGGAAGUGGUGGAGUCGGUCAACGCCUCCCCGCCAGUGCUGGAGAACCGAUGUGACUUCUGUCAGCUGACUGCCGCCUCCAACCGGAGGGGCCGAUCAGAGAAACUACUCAUAUGCAAGGACUGCAUUGCAAAAGCUCACCCAUCAUGCAUGGACUACUCGGUGGCGCUGGCUCGGCGGGCACGCAAGAUCCCCUGGCAGUGCAUUGACUGUAAGACCUGCUACAUCUGUGAUGACGCAGGGGAUCCGGAUUUGAUGUUGUUCUGUGAUGGGUGUGACAAGGGCUAUCACACCAACUGCCAUGAACCGCAGGUCAAAGAAAAACCCUCAGGCAAGUGGGUGUGCACGGAGUGUGAGACAGACGGAGUGUCGGCGGAGGCUCUCGACUCACAGGAGGCAGCUAAGGCAGCCAGCAAGGAGCUGUCCAUUAAAACAGACACUGAAACAGACAAGUUGUGUACCUCAGAGCCUGGUCCGUCCUUCCUCCAUACGCCCUGCGAUUCCCCUGUGGAAAACAUGGAGGUUGACAACCAUAGCUAUUUUAAGGAGGAGGUGAAACCGGUGAAGAAAUCCACAGAGCCCCUCCCGAAGGAGCCCUGUUUAGUGGACAGCGUGUACCCAGACGCCUCGGACUGGACAAUAGACGAAGUGGUCCUCUUCUUCAUGUCCGUGGGCUUCGAGGCGCAGGCGGAGGCGUUUCGAGAACAGGAGAUUGAUGGCAAGUCUUUGCUCUUGAUGAAGAGGAGCGAUGUGUUAACAGGUCUGUCAAUCAAGCUAGGACCCGCCCUCAAGAUCUACCGACAUGUUGAGUGUCUUCAGACUGCAGGACAAGAUCAGACCAUGCACUGAGCAGGUGCUUGUCCUGUGUAUAGACAGUGGGAGAUCAGACUGUACUGAACAGGUGCUGUACAGACAAUGGGAAACGAUAAGACCAUCCACUUAACUGGUGCUUGGGCUGUGUAUAGUGUCUACAGACCUUGGGUGAAUAUUCAAGCCAUGUACUGAACAGGUGCUUGUACAGACCGUGGGAGAUCUGACCAUGUACUGAACAGGUGCUGUACAGUGUACAGACCAUGGGAGAUCAGACUGUACUGAACAGGUGCUUGUACAGACCGUAGGAGAUCUGACCAUGUACUGAACAGGUGCUGUACAGUGUACAGACCAUGGGAGAUCAGACUGUACUGAACAGGUGCUUGUACAGACCGUGGGAGAUCUAACCAUGUACUGAACAGGUGCUGUACAGUGUACAGACCAUGGGAGAUCAGACUGUACUGAACAGGUGCUUGUACAGAUCGUGGCAGAUCUGACCAUGUACUGAACAGGUGCUGUACAGUGUACAGACAAUGGGAGAUCAGACUGUACUGAACAGGUGCUUGUACGGUGUGGAGAGACCAUGGGAAAAGUCAGAUCAUGCACUGAAUGUUUGUGCUGUGUAGAGACCAUUGGACAGUGGGGCCAUGCACUGAACAGGUGCUUGUGCCGUGUAUAGUGAAGAUAGUGAUAUGACCAGACUGUAUGUUGAACAACUGUUAGUGCUAUGGUAUUAGGAGGAUUAAAGGGAGCAGUGCUCAGGUUUUACUGAGUGAUGGUCACCGAUGGAGAUUAUUUGCAUAAUCUUGCUUCAUUCAUCUGCAUUCCACUUAUAAUAGAUGCUUCUUGGUAUUUGAUCUUGUUUUGAAUACCCAUUACGAAUACACAGAAAAUGUCAGGAAUGGUGUUGAAUACAUAUUGAAAGAUAAUGGAAACGCUUACACUUUGGUCACUCUGAUGCAAGACCAAGUGGAGGUAAGCAGAAGACGUAGGGAAGGCUUGGGAGGAGUACUUACUUCAUUCACCGGAAUCAAGUCAUGCUCGGGACGGUGAACCUGUGAAGCAUGUCGGGGAUGUGGUAACCAAUUAUAGUUGGUGUGUGAUUGCCUUUUGACUUCUCAGCAGCUAUCUUGGGUCGGAGAAGUCAAAAUGUUUUUAUUUCAGGGAAUUUGUAUGUUUUCUGGGAAAUGAUUCGAAAGGUUUCUUUUGUCCAAAUAAGAUAAAAAUAUAAUAGGUCGAAGAAUGAGUGGAGUAGUCACCUGUUAUUAUGCAAGCUAGUUAAAUGUAUUAAGUAUCAAUGAAACAUGUUUUUGAAAAUGAAGAAAUUGCACUGGAUGACCGCCAUUGUUGUUGGAGUGGCUCCAAGCUCCUCACAGUGAUAGCCCGUUUGCGGAGCUCUCUAUACUAUCACUGCCACCAGUGAAAGCUCCCCACUGUGAUAGGUGGCUGCAACCAUGCUUGGAGUUGAACUCACACCCAACUGUUUUAUAUACAAACAAGUUACGACUGCCGUAAUGCCGAAUACACUUACCCCUGCUAAAUUGUUUUCUUUGUUUGGCAAUUUGAUUACUGUGAUUGCAACUCUCAUGUAAUUGAUAUAAUAAGAAUGUGAGGGGAAAGUUGGUUGAUUUUCCGUUCGUCUGCAAUCUCGAAUCAAUUUGAGCAAACAAACAAAAAGUUAACUUCAUCUGGGAAAUAUGGUCAGUGGUAAACAUUUUCAAACUUCACUGUGAUGGCAUUCCCAUAGACAAACAAAAGUAUAAACAUUACUACAUUUGGGGUUAGAGGGCAAAUUUCAAGAUUCUUGUAACAGCUGUGCCCAUACUGGUGGCAGCAUUACCGAGAGUGUAACGAAGGUGUCACGCGCUGGGAUGGAGCUUGGAGUGGUUCUUGUGACUAUUUGCGACAGUUGAUCAAUGAAAGGAGUUUCAGAAAGUGUGAGGAUUGGUAUAGAGACUGUUACUAGCCAGUCUAGGGGUGGAUUCUGAGGAUCUGCAGUUCACCAUAUUUCCAUAAUAGUUGAAAAAUGUAGGUAAGGCCACUGUAAAUUAUUUGUUAGAUUUUCAUAAAAAAAGUGGACAGGGGGCUCUAUAUUUUGUAUGAUUUUGUAUGAGAUGAGAUUACUUCAUGAUCCAUAGUAGCACAGUAGACAUACAUUCUGCAAGAUCAAACAUGCAUUUUACUACUGAUUGAUGCUUAUAUGGGACCGACCAAUUGGUAUGGGAAGGGGGAGCUGUCUUUGUAUGGAGACUAGAUAGAUAUUCAGCUAUAGCUGAAAACUGAAAACCCAGAUAUGUUUGUUUUUAACACUAUGAGCUUAAAUAUUUAUUUUUUAUAUAAAAACUCCUUCUUGCAACAAUGUUUUUUUUGUGGUUGACAAUUUCAUUCUUUUUUCAACACUUUAAAAAUGCCAAUGAAACCAUUAAAUCUGAAGCAUAGUUAUUUAUUAUUAUUUUUGUUCCAGUAUUUUCUGGGACAGUAUAUUUUUUCCGAUCAAGUCCAGCCCCUCUCAGAAAAUCAAAUGGUCGGUUCCAUAGCAACUUUUAGUCUAACAAUCGGGUUUUCACAAAGUUUGGAUUUGUAGAAUUCUGGGUAAGCUCAUCAGUCUCUCAAGACAAAAACUGGUCUGGCAUUCCUAAGAUUGUUCAGUUGACAAUGAAUUUAUUUUUGUAUGUUUAAAUUUACAUUGGUUGCAGUCAACAAUGGCAUGCGUAUUUGAUUAUCCGUAAAUAAAUAACUGAUUUCGCUGUUAUUAUUUAGGGGCAGCAUUGAGUUGUGCUAUCUAUUUAGAUGAAUUAUGUAUACAGUUGAACCCUGUUAAUCCAAACGGUAGCGUUUUCGCUGAAAUACGGUGUAAGGAUCCAUACAGAAAUGGUUAUCUCUGUAAUGGUUAAAACUACUCAAAAGAAGUUAAGGACCAUCCAAUUCUUUUAUAUUACCAUGGUUAAUCUGUCAUGUCAGUCCUUAACUUCUUUUAAAUAGUAUAUUAAAGAAAUUGUUAUCCAUAAGUUGUGUCUACUUUGAAAUGCUCCGGAUAAACAUAUUUUCCGAUUAUGGAAUAAUUUCAUUUUGUAUGCAUAUAAGCAUUUCCGGAGUACUCAUCAGAAAUUUGAGUUUUCAGGAUUACCUGAAAUGAGGUUUCACUAUGUAUAUAUAGGGAUGGUGAUUGUAUGACAUGGUGAUUGUCAUUGAUUGGUUGCAGAUCAAUUAAAUCAGAGAAUGAAAUUUAGUGUGUGAACAUAACCUUGUGAUAUUUGACAUAUGCAGUUCAGAUUUAUAUAAAAUCAUUCCUGGUGUCUCUAGUAGUCUAGUGAGUUAAAAACUAUAUUUGUCAUGUGUUGAUAUAAGUUAUUAAUGGCCCAAAAUAUGGGUGGUAAAAAAAAAACCCAAAAUCCAAAUUAAGGACUUUUUGAGAAUUUUAUUUUUCCGGGGGGGGUGGGGGCAACAGUUUGAGCUGAAGUUUCUGCAUAUUCUGUCAUCGUUGAAAACAUCAACAAAUAUUUGCUGGGAAACUGGAGGAGAUCCUUUCUAUUGCCACUUCAGAAGUACCUUUAGUUUAUGCCCCAAAUAGCAAUAAGUAUUGUGGCAUAGACAGUCCUUGUAGGACACCUCAUUGUGAAAUCAUCCUCUCAAGUAUAUUUGUCAAAAGUCAUUCUAUUUCCUUUCUAAUUUAAAUGGUUUUUAUUUUGGUUGGUUUUGUAAGCCAUCUAUUAAUAUACAAAAGGCCUAAGGGGUGUUAAGUAUUUUAGACUGAGAGAAAACAUGGUUGAUAUGGCGUAUGACUUGCAGCAGAAUGGUGUAGUAUUGAUUAUAUUAGCCUAACACAUGUACAUUGUUAGUGAAUGGAUUUGUUCAUCAAGAUAUGGGUUAUGCAACAACAUAAUAUUCCUCUGAUCUUGGUAUUAUUUGUCCAAAAUAUGGAUUAUCCGCGAAUUUAAGUGGUGGCUCUGUGGCCGAAUGAUUAUUAGAUUGAAUUUGAAAUAAUUCUUGUAAUAAUAGAUGCCAUAAUAUUAAAUUGUGUCAAUCCAGGAAGAUUCUGUAUAUAUGAACCGACACAAAUAAAAGGGUGGUCUUUUUAAGUACACACUCUACCUUAUAUCACAAACUGGCUUAAAUUUAGUUUAAGCUGGUGUUAAUAUAUUGUCCAAUACUAAUCCAAUAUUUCAUUUUGUUUUGUUUUAAAAGUUUUGGACUUAAGUUAUCCAGAGACUGUUGUGUCUGUGUUUUCAUACCAUUUGUUUUGACAGACGUUUUUUGUAUUUAUGCACAUAGGCUGUACAAAGUGUAUGGCGGUCCGUGGCUAUGUGAAUUGCUUGACUAAUUACAUGCUCCAAUAUCCA